Trichosurus vulpecula (common brushtail) is the source of this 2770-nucleotide messenger RNA. It is a transcript of the gene APLN, whose product is annotated as apelin. The coding region runs from base 1 to 231 and encodes 76 amino acids. Gene Ontology annotation, biological process: signal transduction. Gene Ontology annotation, molecular function: hormone activity; apelin receptor binding. The transcript is spliced from 3 exons. The record is from RefSeq and is a predicted model, not a curated record. Lineage: Eukaryota; Metazoa; Chordata; Mammalia; Diprotodontia; Phalangeridae.
AUGAAUUUGCGCCUGUGCUUGCAGGCGCUCCUGCUUCUGUGGCUCUCCUUGACUUCGGUUUGUGGAGGGCCCUUGGUAGAGGCGUUGGACAGGAAGGAGCUGGAGGAAGGGAACAUUCGGACCCUGGUGCAGCCCAAGGUGGCAAGAACUGGGGGACCCUGGCAGGGCGGUAGGAGGAAGUUCCGAAGGCAGCGGCCUCGCCUCUCCCACAAAGGCCCCAUGCCUUUCUGAAGCAGGGCUAUUGAGGCCUCCAAGGGUCCGUGUCUUCACUCCCUGUUCUGCUCCCAGCAGAUGGACGGCUUUUCCUACCUGCACAUGGGCCAGGCCCCUCCCUCAGAACAGCUUCCCCAUGCCGCUGCCUGGAUGGAGUUGUCCUGGACCCCUUUCUUUCUCUUGGACUGACUUAAUCCACUUCUCUUCCUCCUCCCUGCCCUAAGCCCUUAUUAAUCUGGGGCCCCGACACUGAGACGAGUGGGGGAAGGCUUUCGUCCCCUUCUCUGCCUCCCUCCAGGUCCGCCUUCCAAAUGUCACUAUGGCCCCUCUUCACCCAGUGAUCCAUGGGAAUUUGGGUGUCCAGGCUGGGGCUUCCCCCGCUUUCCCUUGGGUACUAUGAUGCAGUUGCUUUCCCUUCAAUGAGCCCUGGCCUCAAGGGUGUCCAAAUGGGGAGAUGUAAGGGGAGAGAGGAGCCAGCAGAGCCUUCUGAGUGGGGCAUUUAUGGGGAUAGAGAUCAAAUGGCUAAGAGAAACUGGGGAACCCUGGGGACGGUCUGGUGGAAGGUGGGGUUGCUUUGAUAUUGUGCCUUGGAAUUUGGGGGGCUGGUUUCUGGUGAAGCCAACGGGGAUCCUUUGUUGGAGGGGAAAGCAGCUGGUGUCUUUCCCACCUUCCAGUGCUGGGGACAGUUUCAAUUUUUGUCACCCCCCCUCAAGGGGGUCCUUUGAAGCACUUUCUUAGAUGUGAGGGGAGGGGAGUCCCCUCUGAAGUCUUAAGAUGCCCCCAUUUCCCUGUCUCUAUGGUGUGUGUUCCUUCCUUCUACCUUCUAGAGAUUUAAGAAGAUAUAUAAAAUACAUAUAUAAAAGUCCACACGUACAUACACACAUAUGCAGUCAAGAAGAGAGCUAUUUUUGUGAAACAGUGGCUUCUGUGGAGGGGAGGAAUCUAUUUAUUCUUAAUUAAACUUCCAAAAGUAAAGGGAAAAGGAUCUGGCUUGUUCCACUUGGCCCCAGAGGGGUCAAAAUAAUGCAAUAGGUGAAGGUUGCAUUGAGGCAGAUUUGGGUUCCAUACAAGGAAAAAACUACCUAAUCAUGAGAGCUGGCCUAAAGUGGAAUGAGCUGCCUUGGGAGAUAGCUCCCUGUCACUGUACGUAUUCCAGCAGAGAUUGACCAAUUGCUUGCUGGGUGUGUUGUAGAGAUAAUUCCUGUUGGGUUGAACUGAAUGGCCCCCAAAGCCCCUUUUGGCUCUGAGAUUCUGUGAAUAUAACAGGGUUAGAGUCCUCAGCCUUUAGGGGAAUGGGGAUACGUUGCCUUUGUUCAAAGGUCCUGUCUCUGCUUCUCCCAGGAUGCUUUUUGCAUCCUUCCUGUUACACAAAGGAGACUGGGACUCAGAGGCAGGGCGUAAUGCUCCUCACCCCAGUCCUCCACACCCUUUCAUUCAUCCCUCCAUUCUCAAAUGAAAUUCUGGCUGCUGACUCCCUGCCACCCCCACUCCCAACCGUGGGUUGGGGUAGCCCAUAAAAUGGGGGGCCCACUGGGGAGAUAGGUGCCUUUCACCCACCACGGUGCCAAGAAUCCUAGAAUAUCAGAGUUAGAAAGUUGCUUAGAGAUCUCUAGUCCACCACACCCCUUUUCCUACAUGGGGAAACUGAGGCCAAGAAAGGAGUGGGGGAGCCAGAUCUGGGGUGGAGAGAGGGAGAGCUAGCUAUGAACUGCCUGCUUUCUGGAAGGGAGCUGUACCACUCCCCCCGCACCCCUAGUGAUGCACAAACGUUCCUCCCCAAAUGUCCCUUUGCUGUGGGUAACUUGGAUUCAUCUGGGUUAGUUUUCCUCCCCUGCAGCAGUUAAAGCAGUGGACCAGGGGCCAUAUGAGAGCUAGGUGCCAUUGUGGCCCUGGGCCCAUCAUAAGAUAGAGAUCUUGGAUGGACCUGGAGAGCUCAUCUAGUCCGAUCCCUUAUCUUAUGGGGGGAGGGGGCAAGGUCUGUAGAGAUCAAAUGACUCACCCAAGGUCACACAAGUGGCAAGUGGCAGAGCUGGGAUUUGAACCCAGGUCUUGUGACUUCCAAUUCAGCACUUUUCCCACUAUACUACAGCUCUUUCCACAAUGUACUUUUGUGGCCCAGGCCCGGGCCUGAGAACCUGACUUGGGCCCUCCCUUUCUCCCAUUUGGCUGGGCCUCACCACCCCACCCACCUCCAGUCUCCUGACCUUCGUAGCUGAGGCCCUGUAUUCACCUGAGGUCAGACUGGGAUUGUCCACACUCUCAGGACUGGUGGGCCAGGGAUAUAUCCCUGGCUGGGAGGGUAGGAGGGCCACAGACAGCUGGAGGAGGAAGAGGAAGAGGAGAAGAAGGGGGACAGCUGGAUCCCAGCUAAUCCCCUUUCACAUGGUAGCUGUUCAGUUUGUGGUUCUAAUUUAUGCCAAGAUAAAACCUUUCUUCCCUGAGGCACCAUCCCCUCCUGGCAAUGGUCAUGUCAAUUCCUGUGUUUGUAAUAUUGUCCUGUGUAAAUAUAUCUUUAUAAUAAAGAGUUUUAAAAGGGAAAUAAACCCUUAUUUUUGGA